GAAGUGGCCGAGCUGCGACGUCAGGUGGCACUCGAGAAUUUGCAAAACCAAAGAAUGGAUAAUCUGGAGCAGGAUGUACCUGUGGAAUUUGAAUGCUGUUUUUGCACAACGAAGGAUUUCAAGGAGUUCACCGAUGCCGAAGGUGUAAUUUCGCUUCCAACGUCGGACUUCCACAAGCCCGUUUGCCUGGAGAUGCGUAUGGCCGCCAAUCAGGCGAAUCGACAUCUGCGAGCCAAUCAAUACGGUUUGCUGGCCCCACCUACGCACAUGUCCGGUCAAUUGCAGCCCACGUCACAGCCACAGCUGGCCGGCGCAAUUGCAGUUACGACUGGCGACACGCAUGCCGAAGUCAUCUUCUCGAUUGGCGGUGGUGGUGGUGGCGGCGUUCUGCGUACACCACACCAUCUGCCCCACCACACUGCCACUGGCCUUGCGCCAAUUGCAUCGCAAUCAUCAUCCACCUCGUCGUCGUAUGGCACCACUACGUCCACAACAAUUGCGCUGCCACUGGACACACCAUUUCGUUACCCACCUUUCAUCACCAGUUAUAGUAAUAAUAAUUUCAAUUAUAACUAUAAUAAUAACUUCAAUACAACAUCGGUGGGUGCGUGUCCGGGUCUAUCAAUGGCCACCGGUAAUGUUGCGCUGACAUUGGGUAGCAAUUUGAAUAACAAUUUCAAUGUCAAUAUAAACAAUAAUAACAAUGCCGAUUUGGCGAGCGUCGAUAGUUCGGACACGUAUGCCAGCUGCCAAACACAUCCAUUUCAUUCACAAGGUGAUCUCACUGCCGAUUUGGUCGACGAAGCGUGCGCGCUAGACAUUGACAUGGAUAAUUUGUAUAUAAAUCCAUUGGAGAAGGAGGCAACAACCUCGACUAGUGGGCCUGGUACAACUGGCUACAUCGUUGGACUGCCACCGACCGGUGCUACCGGUUUCACAGCGUUAGGGCUGGCGCGUUCGCAGGUGAAGAAGAGCGCAUCUGGCGAUACGGCACUGCGUAAUUUGGCCGCUGGUCUGAGUCCCAUGGAUGAGAUAUAUCAAAAUUUCGAAGUGCAAGAGCGCGGUAGUCGUGUCAGUCUCAAUGAAAAUCCAGUGCCAAAACAUCGUAAGACGCGUUUCCAAAGCUUCACUUCGAUGCCAAGUGGCGCCGGCGCAACGAAUAAGCCGCGUGCGCGUUUCGAAGAGGUCAAGAUCAUACAGGACGGUGUGAGCGGUAGCCACGAGAGUAGUCCAGCCAGCAGCGGGAGCAAAAAGAAACGUUCCUCUUUUAUGCCCGGUAAAAGUUUAGCCACUGCCACCAAGCUGAUCAAUCAGCAUCUGUUCGGUAUACAGAAUGUUGGACAAAAAGCGAAAUUCGAAAGUAAACAUUCCUCCUCGAUAGAUUCUAUCGAUGCCUCACCAAAUCUCGAACAACAUCGUCGCUCCAAAUCGAUACUCAAAAACAAGUCGGAUAUUUCACGCGUACUUGCCGACCCGGAGAGUGAGCGUCUACUUGCCGACAAUAUGUCGGGUUCGGGUGUUUCCGACAAUGGCACCGUCAUGUUUUGCUUACAGGGCGAAUCUGGCAGCGAUUACUCACCGAAUAAAUUACCUCACUCAAUUUUAGCCAAGUCUAUUUCCCCACCACCAUUACGUCAUCGCAUGUUGAUACAGCAACGCUCCGGUCCGGCCUCUCUUGUGUCACGUCCAACUAAAUUUCAAACACCACGCUAUCCCGAGGAGCAAGCUCUACGUCAAGUCAAACCGAUGUUGGCCCGUUCUUCGGCCACAUCGCAUAUGUCCGGCGAUAGUCGAUACGAUUCGACAAAUAGAGAUAGCAGUUUAGACUCGGAGACCACUUUCACAUCCAAUGUGAAUAUACGCAGCGAUACCGGUGAUGGCGGUGCGACAGUAAGCAACGGCGAAGCAGGCGGUUCCAGCGAUGAAAAUCGUUCGCUACUACAACGUGGCAACUCCGACGAGCAAAAUGAGCGAGAUGACGGUGCUGGCGAUGAUGCUGGCGCCACGUAGCAAUUACUGAAAAAGCCAAAGAGCGAAUAAUAACGCCUACUUUCCGCUCCCUCCGACAGUGACAGUGAUAGUGAAUAAAACGCUUAGUAGCCAGCGAUUAAGCAUGCAAAACAAAAACAAAAUACAACAAAGUUAAACUUAUAUUACAUUUUAUAUUAUAAUUAAAAAUUCAUAUACAUACAUACAUAUAUAUAUAAACAUACAAACAUUUACUUAUACAUACAUACAUACAUAUGUAGAUAUGUAUGUUAAGAGUAAUGUUUGGAACGGCAUGUGAAAUGAAAAGCAAUGAACUCUAACUAACAUUUAAGUGGAGUUAAAGUUAUUUAAAUCGUACAUACACACUUACAUACAUUAAACUAAAAAGAUGCACCUACAAAGUGGCACAAUGCUGUACAUAAAAAUGCAAAAGUCAAAAUCCAAAAUAUAUAUUGUAUUAACUAAUAGUAGCAGCAUUCAGUGAGUGAGCUUCGAAGCUGUUGAAUAUUUAAUGCAUUAAUAUUUCAAUUUAUUUUACAUGCAUACAUACAAACAUUUAGCGCAUGCAUAAAAUUCCCUUGGUCGACUCACAAAAAGGAUUAAAAUUCAAAAAAUAAAAUUUUCAAAUAUAUAACUCCAUUUUUAUACAAUAAC
Molecule: messenger RNA, 2643 nt
Organism: Bactrocera oleae (olive fruit fly)
Lineage: Eukaryota; Metazoa; Arthropoda; Insecta; Diptera; Tephritidae
Source: RefSeq, a predicted model, not a curated record